Molecule: messenger RNA, 804 nt
Organism: Auanema sp. JU1783
Lineage: Eukaryota; Metazoa; Nematoda; Chromadorea; Rhabditida; Rhabditidae
Source: the annotation of a GenBank genome assembly
AUGCGUAUAUGGCAAGCUUCCUUGUUCUUUUACGUCUUCGUCUUCGUAAUCUGUGAGUUUCUACGCACGUUGGUACUGCGGUUUAUCCCUGGACCUAACAAUCGUCUAUCUAAGCAGUUACUUUUAGAGUUCAUUGGCACAUUACAAAUAUGUGCUCCUAUGUUCGACGUCGGCACGAUUUUAGAUAAUUAUGGAUUGAUAGGAGUGUUCGUAGAGAUUACAGUUCUUGAGUACGCCAACAGUUUAUUCAUAAGAGAUUGCAUAGCCCAACCUUGCCCUAUUAUUACCUCUUGUUAUCGGAAAUGGAAAUUCAUAAAAAGAGUCGUUUACGUCUUUAUUGUGCAGUUUGCUGCUGCAUAUCUCUCCUAUUUCCUGGCUAGAACGUUUUGGAGGCUUCACAUUCAUAAAGUUCAUAUCGAAUUACUCGAACAACGUAGCUGCACAGCUGAUUUAACGGUGGCUUUAACAACAGGAAUGCUAGUAGAAGGCUUCGCCACUUUCUUCGCUAAAGCUUUCGAGAAAUGGACAGAUGAUGUAUACGAGGGAAGUCGCACAUGUGCGCUACUGAACAGUACAUUCAGUGGUCUGUUGUGCGCCAUCGGCAUUAAUUAUACUGGCAUGUAUGCUAAUCCGAUCGUUGCAUGGGCAUGCACUUUCAAUUGUGAGGGCGUUAGUCAUUUGGGUCAUCUUAUCGUAUACUGGUUUAGUCCAAUCGUAGCUUGGUAUUUGGCUGAAAAGGUAUUCGGCCACGAAGAAACAAUAGAAGAAGAAAGCGAAGUGAUGGUAGAGAAGAAGGAAAAAUAA